AAUAUAUGCGACCGCCUACCGUGCAAGUUGGCUCAAACGCGCGCUCUUAAAGUACAAAAUAUACGCUACAAGCAAACUAAAAACAACAACCAACAGCGAGAAUGCAGGAUCAACGAUUAAAGGAUUUUCUCAAAGAGUUUAUCAUCAGCGACUCACAGCUACAGGAACUGUACAAACGUUUUACCAGUGAAAUACAGAAGGGGCUAACGCUGGCCACGCACCAACAGGCGGAUAUAAAGUGUUAUAUGACAUAUGUGCAAGAUUUGCCAACUGGUGAUGAGAAGGGCAAUUAUUUAGCGCUCGAUUUGGGUGGCACUAACUUCCGCGUUUUGCGCGUUUCACUGCAGGGGCAUCAUGAGGCGCAGAUUGAAUCGAAAGUAUAUGUCGUAGAUAAGGAGCUGAUGACCGGACACGGCACCAAACUUUUCGAUCACAUUGCUAAUUGUUUGGCAGAGUUUGUGGAUGAGCACGCAUUGAAUGAUCAGCAUUUGCCGUUAGGUUUUACAUUUUCCUUUCCAUGCGUACAAGUGGGCUUGACAGAAGCGCUGUUAACGCGUUGGACAAAGGGUUUUCGGUGUGACGGUGUUGAGCAAGAGGAUGUGGGGCGUUUAUUAAAGGAAGCAAUUGCACGACGAGGUGACUUGGAGAUCGAUGUCAUGGCUCUACUAAACGAUACCACUGGCACACUAAUGUCCUGCGCGCAUCGCAAUCCAGAAUGUCGCAUUGGGGUUAUUAUCGGUACGGGUUGUAAUGCGUGCUAUGUGGAACGUGUGGAAAAUGCCGAUUUAUUGGAACCUGAAUAUAAAGUUGAUAAGCCGAAUAUAUUGGUGAAUACGGAAUGGGGUGCAUUUGGCGAAAGCGGAAAACUAGAAUUUGUGCGCACAGAUUAUGAUCGUAAAAUUGAUAAGGAUUCGUUGAAUCGCGGCGGUCAGCUGUUUGAAAAAAUGAUAUCAGGCAUGUAUUUGGGUGAGUUGGUGCGCUUGGUGUUGGCCGAUGCAAUAACUCAGAAUUUAAUAUUUGUGCGAAGCGGUGAAAAACAACGUUUGACAAAUAUUCUCACAGACAACGCAGGCUGUGUUGAAACACGGUUUAUUUCAGAAAUUGAAAGCGACACUUUUCCGGCUUUUCCACAAACCCGCAACAUACUCAAAGAGUUGCUUGGCUUGGAGAAUGUCUCAGUGGAAGACUGUCAGAAGCUAAAAUAUAUCUGUGAAUGCAUUUCGAAACGCGCUGCCAAAUUGGUGGCAGUGGGUAUAAGUGGUUUGAUAAAUAAAAUAGCUGAGCCACAUGUCGUGGUCGGUGUAGACGGUUCCGUUUACCGACUUCAUCCGCACUUCGACACUUAUCUGCGCGAAGCAAUGCAAAAAUUGGUAAGUCCGAAAAUAAAUUUUGAACUUAUGCUCUCGGAAGAUGGUUCCGGACGUGGUGCAGCACUGGUGGCAGCAGUGGCGAGCAAAAAUUAAAAACUAUUUUUACCGCAAAAAUGUUUGUUAUGUUAAAUUUUUGGUUAAAG
This is a messenger RNA of Bactrocera tryoni, 1513 nucleotides long. Its product is annotated as hexokinase type 2. The record is from RefSeq and is a predicted model, not a curated record. The coding region runs from base 102 to 1463 and encodes 453 amino acids. Lineage: Eukaryota; Metazoa; Arthropoda; Insecta; Diptera; Tephritidae. Gene Ontology annotation, molecular function: D-glucose binding; mannokinase activity; fructokinase activity. Gene Ontology annotation, biological process: glycolytic process; glucose 6-phosphate metabolic process; intracellular glucose homeostasis. Gene Ontology annotation, cellular component: mitochondrion; cytosol. The transcript has 2 exons.